Nelumbo nucifera (sacred lotus) is the source of this 2441-nucleotide messenger RNA. Lineage: Eukaryota; Viridiplantae; Streptophyta; Magnoliopsida; Proteales; Nelumbonaceae. The record is from RefSeq and is a predicted model, not a curated record.
UAACCAAACAGACCCUCAAUGUCAUUGACGAAAUCCUUUUCACAAGCCUGGAAUAGGCCAAGAUGCUAACGAAACAGUUUUACAUCUGGGCGUCAAGAAUAACCAGUACGAGGCGAUCAGGUACUUGGUGGAGAUCCUCGACAUCACCGACCUUGUAAACUUGCCGGACAACGACGGAAACACCAUUUUACACAUUGCUUCUGGCUGGAAAACUAAAAGCAGUAAGUUCUCUUCCAUGGUUAAUUGGUCUGUAUUGAGUUUAAGCCCAGACAAAUCGUAACUAAAGACUUUGGUUUCCUUAAUUUGUUUAUUCAAUGGCUCGGGUCGGAUACCAGAUGGUUACGUAUCUAGUCACUAAGACAAGCAUUGACAUAAAUGCUCUUAACCACAAGGGAUUCACGGCUCUUGAUGUCGUUGAGUCCACUGGUAACAGAAACUCUGGUGCUCUGGCGCUUAUACCUACAUUACAAGAUGUGCUGGCGGUAAAAGAUGCUAUCAAUUGCCACCAGGAUCGCCAGAGGUACAGCGUGUCGCCAAUGACAACUCGGGGAUAUCUCACCAGAAUAGCUUCAGCGGAGCAUCUUCAUGGUCGAAGAAGAGUUUGGAUUCUCCUGCGAAUUUGCAUCGCGGGCGGCGUCACCAAUCCAUUAUCCCGAGAAAAGCAACUAGAGCUGCACAAUGAGAGCCUACGCAACGUUCGGAACACCAUAACGGUGGUGGCCGUUUUAAUAGCGGCGGUGGCAUUUUCCGGUGGAGUAAACCUUCCCGACGGUGUCCAUGAUCAAUAUGGGAAGGCAACAAAGGCAAAGGAAAUCCCUUUCAAGGUAUACCUGCUCUGCAACAAUGGAGUUCGGAUCGUCUGUCCCAUCCAAUACUUUUCGACCACGUCAUGUUCGCCCACUCACUUCGAAACUAACGGAAAAUGUAUGCUAACGGACGGUGUGGACUUAAGUAUUUAUCAAAUUUGUUUAAUGCUUCGGACCUCCUCUCUUUUCAUUCCAUCGUUCCCAAAUUCCGCCGCCGAUAGUUCUUUCCAUUGCAUCUGAGCUGCUUUCUCUCUCUCUUCUUCUCUCUCCCCAGGACACGCUACAUCGCGACGCGAAUUGCAACCCUCUCCCACCGCUGCAACCCUCUACGAUGCUAUACUCCGACCACUUCAAAAACCCUCUUCGCCGCCGCUACAACUCUCGUGGUCCUUCAUCAUUCAAACCAUCUAAUUACCAAGCCUGCAGAGAUCUGAACACCAUUAAAUUAAACAUUGGGUUCUGGGAAGUAGCCAACUAGUUUCAUCUAAUAAUUCCAGCUUUCUUGCCUAUUGAAUGGUCUUCUUUAGUACUGAAAAGUUCAAGUACAAAAUUCCUGGGUUCUUCGUCACGAGCUUCCCAAGGAAUGAAGUCGAUCCAUCGGGCAUAUAUAUUCGGAUAAGAUCUAACUGAUCGAUCACAGUGUAGUAUAUGACAAGAGAUAAAAUAUGAAAAGAAAAAAAAAAGGAAAAAAGACAUCAUGUGCAGAAGAUAAAGAGCUUACCUCAGUUUAGAAAUUAGAACUUUCUCUUUCUGUUCAUAUUGAACGAUAGAUAGAGAUCAUGCAACAUGCAUUUUUGCGUAGUACUCAAAAUCAUGAUGAGUUCUAUCAUCAACAAAAUAUAUCAUAUCGUUAUGUUGGUGCAACUUGGUUCAAAUUUCAUCUUGGAAUAAGCUCUUGUUAGUUGGAAGCUUGAAUCACAUGUAGCUACGCACUCUAUAUUAGUGGUGAAAGGUAGGGCUUACCAUUCUUUCAUUUUUCCUGCAACUUCUUCGGAUGUGAGUGCUUUGAAUGGUUGGUAGUUAAAAUUUAUUCUGUAUGUGUAUGGCUCAGACUUAGGAUUAAUGGAAAGUCUUUUUCUAUAUAUUCUCAAGAUCUGAUCAAACACAAAUGGAUAUCAAGUGAAUAAAUUUAUGAGAUUCCUAAAUCUGAUUGCUUACUCUCUCUAAGAAGAAACGCCCGUAAACUCAGAAAUUAUUAAAAAGGCUCUGUUUGGGAAGAGUACAAAUACAAAUUAAUAUCUACAGAGCAAAUACAAGGUUUAAUCUUUGCCAUCUCUACAUUCGAUUACUGAAUCUUCCUUUUCAGUUUUUAGUCGUCGAAUCUAUUCGGAACAAGAACCACGAGAGUUGCACAGGCAAGGGUUAUAGCGGCAAAGAGGGUUCUUGAAGUGGCCAGAGUACAGCACCGGAGAGGGUUGCAGCGGCGGGAGAGGAUUGCGAUUCGCGUCGCGGCGCAGCAUAUCGGUGGGGAGAGAGACUUGCAGCGGCUAGAUGGAAUGAAAAUAACUCUCGGCGGCGGUGAAGGGGUCGUGGGUGGAGAGGGGAGGGAGAAGAAGAGAACUCUCGGCGGUGGGAUUUGGGAUUGAUGGAAUGAAAAGAGAGAAAGUCCUAUGGGUUAAACAAAUUUGAUAAAUA